Molecule: messenger RNA, 831 nt
Organism: Recurvomyces mirabilis
Lineage: Eukaryota; Fungi; Ascomycota; Dothideomycetes; Mycosphaerellales; Teratosphaeriaceae
Exons: 1
Coding region: 1-831 (276 amino acids)
Source: RefSeq, a predicted model, not a curated record
AUGGGUGUGGUCAUCUCUAAAACCGGUGUUUUAACGCCCAUCUCUGUUGCCAGCAUCAUCAUCGGCUUCGUCUCUUUCGCAUUCACAGUAGCAACAUUUCUGCGAGUGCUAUGGACAAAUUUCAUGACCCUCGGCGAGGCACCGCACGAGGUUCAUGCUUACCUUACGAAUCUCCGGACUGAGCUGCUGGAAGAAAGAGCGAACCUGAAAGUCAUGAAGAAGAACUACCGCAGGCACCACAAGCUUAUACAGCAAGGAGGCCGUGGUAGCAGAGUAGACAGUGGAAUGGAACUGGACGAUGUGACGAUUAAGACUAUGAAUGACACAAUAAGAUAUCUGAUCAAGCGGUUCAAAGAAAUCGAGAAACCUUUCCUUGAGCCUGGCGAGCUGGGCAUCAGUGGCGAUACGAAUCCGCGGAAAAGAAGGCGAAGAAGUCGGUCUGAGAGCCCGUACGAUCAGUCGUAUAACUCUCCACCCGAGAAGGCACAUGGUCGAGGAAGGUACGACGACGAUGUCAAGGAUCCGAGAAUGUCUCGGUACGCGGACGAGCGUGGCAUUGAUGAGGAUGAUGACAAGUACUGGGCCCAAAGGACGCAGUAUGCACAGUACAGUUUCAAGAAGCGAAUGACAUGGCUGUACAAGAAGGGAGAUGCCCAGUCUCUGUUCGAGGCGUUGACCCGGGUGCAGACUAGGCGAAUAGCACGGCAGGUCGCAGGAAUUUCUUGCCUCGUUCAUGAGUAUGGAAGCAGUACCCUGGAGAUGCAGGAUUCGGUCAGACGAAUUGAUGAAAGGAUGUCUCGCUUCGUUGGCGUAAGGAGAGUGGACGAUUGA